Molecule: messenger RNA, 525 nt
Organism: Metarhizium acridum CQMa 102
Lineage: Eukaryota; Fungi; Ascomycota; Sordariomycetes; Hypocreales; Clavicipitaceae
Product: DNA replication protein
Biological process (GO): mitotic DNA replication initiation
Cellular component (GO): GINS complex
Source: RefSeq, a predicted model, not a curated record
AUGCCAACCUGUCCAGCUGACCCUCCGCAGAAAGUCCCCUGCCAAUUCGAGCUCGACGUCCCUUACCUAGGCCACCUCGACAACUCCUCCGGCCUCAAGCCCGGCACGCCGCUCUCCCUGCCCCUCUGGCUUGCCGAAAUGCUCGCGCUCGCCUCCGCCGGAGAAGACUCAAAGGCCCCCCUGACUCUGAACCUGCCGCCCUGCCUGUCCGACCAAGUCAUCAACGCGUUGAAGGCCGACCCGCGGGCAGUUGCGCUGCGUGACCAGAGCGCGCAUUUUUACGGAGUUGGCGUCAGGAUGUUGGACUUGUUCGACGAGAGGGAGCUGGGUGCCGUGCUGAGGACCACGUUUGUCGUGAGGGCCAACAAUGUUGGGCUGCAUGCGAGGAAGGGCGAGGACUCUGUAGGCGGCCAGGGGGAGGAGUUUCUGAGGGGCCUGGAUGAGUGGGAGAGGAAUCUGUUCCGGAGGGGACAUGAGGGCGUGAGGGCGGCCAAGGAGUGGACUGACAAGGUUAAGAAGCUGUGA